Molecule: messenger RNA, 14456 nt
Organism: Pan troglodytes (chimpanzee)
Lineage: Eukaryota; Metazoa; Chordata; Mammalia; Primates; Hominidae
Product: polycystin-1-like
Exons: 9
Coding region: 11573-12988 (471 amino acids)
Biological process (GO): calcium ion transport
Cellular component (GO): plasma membrane
Molecular function (GO): protein binding; monoatomic cation channel activity
Source: RefSeq, a predicted model, not a curated record
CGGCAUCCGGGAGAGGCCGCGGGACGGGCGGGCGUGGGCGCGUUCCCUGGCCCGGGACGGGAAGCAGGACGCGGGCCAGGACGCUCCCAGGGCGAGGCUCCGGCGCGGCACGGCGGCCCUGCUAAAUAAGGAACGCCUGGAGCCGCGGUUGGCACGGCCCCGGGGAGCCGAAAAACCCCGGGUCUGGAGACAGACGUCCCACCCGGGGGCUCUGCAGACGCCAGCGGGGGCGGGGCGCGGAGGCCGCGCUCAGCUGGGAGGACAAACAGUCGCUAAUUGGAGAGGAAUUGGGAUGCGGCCUGGGGCUGCGGGGUACCCGGAGAGGUGGGGAUGGCUGUAGGGGGCGGCAGGGAAGAGUUCCAGGAGGUGUCUGGACAAGGAUUUGAUGGAUGUGCAAGAAUUGGGCUGAUGCUUAGGAAGGGGCGAUGAGGUGGGUCCAGAAGAAGGGGGGUGAACGGUGUGAGCAAAGACCGUGAGGCUGGAGGCUGGCCACGGGAGGUGUGAGGGGUAGGGGCAGGGUGGGAGGUGGGCUCGCGGGUGGGCUGGGGUCAUGAAGGGCCUCAGGCGCUCUGCUAUUGGGUUCCAAGGCUAUCCUGAGAACAGGGGUGAGGGGGGAUUGCCGUGGGGGGUUAAAGCCUUGUCAUGUUCGCUUUCGGGAGGUAAAAACAGCAGGUGGCCUUUAUGGAGACGCUGCCCAGAGCCAGGUCUGUGCUAGGCUCCUGUUGGGGGUCGUCAUGCGGAAUCUUGACUCUGACCAUCCAGGGCAUAGGGACCGUGGAGAUUUGUAUUUCACAGAUGAGGAAACAGGUUUGGAGAGGUGACACGACCUGUCCCAGGCAUCACAGCCGGGAUGUGCAUAGCAGGGGUUUGGAACUAUGAGGUGCCCAGGACCCAGGGUUGGAUUGAAAAGGGCGCAGGGGACUAAGAUAAGCAGACAGUUGUCCCCAGCGCUGGGGAGAGUCUUGGGACCAGUCUGAUGCCUUGUAUUUCCCAGGCUCCAGGCUCCUCGCCGGGACAGUGUCUCCUUGGGUGCGUGCUGGAUCCCUGGGGGACGUGGCACAUCCCCAGGCUUGCUAAACAUUGGGUGGGUUCUGGCAUUUGGUUUUGUAACGUUUCUGGGUCACUCCCGCCUGUGGCCACCCUUCCUUAGGGGAGCCUUGUGUCCUUGGGGCUUUGCUGGGUGGUCUCGAGGGUGGGAGAAGAAUGGGUUCUCCUGGACCAAUGGAGCCCGUGCCCCUCGGGGCCACAUUGCUCCUGCGCUCCCUGACUGCGGACGCGUGUGUCUCGCGGCUGUCUCUGUGGAGAUGGCCUCCUCCUGCCUGGCAGCAGCGCCCACAGAAUUGCAUCAGACCUACCCCACCCAUUGUUUCUGAUGCUGUAGCUGAGGGCUCCUCUGUCUGCCAGGCCGGUCACUGGGGACUCUGUCCAGGUCCUGGUGGUUCCUGCUUCCCAGCACCUGAUGGUGUCCAUGAGAGCAGCCCCUCAGGAGCUGUCCAGGAGAGAAGGGCGCUGGUGGCUGCUGAGCGGAGAGCAAGGCCCGUGUUCUCCAGGCCCUUGGCACAGCAGUGGAGCCCCCGCCCCUGCCUUGUGUUAUCCUCUUAGGCUCUGGUCCUGGGGUUUGGAGGAGGGGGACCCUGGGAGUUGGUGGCCUGUCCCAGCCUGAGCUGGCAAGAUUCCGAAUGCCAGGCCCCUCAAGUGUGCAACAGGGCACAGGGUGACCUCAUGUGGGCAGGUGGGUGCUGUUCUGUACACACCUGGGGCCGCCGCUGGGAGAGUUCUGGAAGGUGGGGUGAGGGGACCCAUGGGAAACUAGGGCCUUAGGAAGGAUGUUAAGGCCCUGGCUGGCCCCCCAGGCCACCCUCUGUGCUGUGGGGGCAGCCCAGCCAUUUUGCUGUCUACCCUGCAAACUCCUCCUCGGGGAGACGGCUGGGUUUUCCCCAGGGAAGAGGGGUCAAGCUGGGAGAGGUGAAGGACACAGAUCACAGCUGCUGGCAGGUGUUUAAGGGUCCAGGAGCGUUGCUGUCGGGGUGUCACCAGUAGCCUUCCUGGGGGGCUCACGCAGGUGCCUCUCCACUUGUGGCUCCCUGGCUGCUGAAGCUCAGCAGGGACAGCUGUGUCCAGUUCCAGGUGGAGGACAGCCAGGGCUUCUGAGGCCACAGCCUGCCUUGGGUUAAUGAUGCUGCCGAGAGGUGGUGGCUUUUGGAAAAGAUGGCGUACUGCAAAACGUGCUGCUCUGCGUGGCUCGAAGCUUCGUGGGGAGACGUGGGCAGAGCCGUGGCUGACUCACAGACCCCCCACCCCAGAGCCUGCCCUGCCCUCCCUGCCCCGAGCCUUCUCCCUCCUGACCCAUGUAUUUUUUUUUUUUUUUUUUGAGACAGAGUUCACUCUUGUUGCCAAGGCUGGAGUGCAAUGGCACGAUCUCGGCUCAUGGCAACCUCCGCCUCCUGGGUUCAAGCGCUUUUCCUGCCUCAGCCUCCCGAGUAGCUGGGAUUACAGGCGUGCACCACCAUGCCUGGCUAAUUUUGUAUUUUUAGUAGAGACAGGGUUUCUCCAUAUUGGUCAGGCUGGUCUUGAACUCCUGACCUCAGAUGAUCCGCCCACCUCGGCCUCCCACAGUGCUGGGAUUACAGGCAUGAGCCACCACGCCCAGCCCUGACCCAUGUUUUGAACCAAAUUCCAGCCACCCUUUUAUCUGCAAGCAUUUUGGAGGGCAUCGCAAUACUGCAGACCCACCUAACACAACAGACAAUUCCUUCAUGCCACCGAAGGCCUGGUGUGUUCACAUUUUUGGUUUAAUAGUUUGAAUUAAGAGCCAAAUAAGGUCCACACACUGCAAUUAGUUGAUGUCUUUUUUUUUUUUUUUUUUGAGACGGAGUCUUGCUCUUGUCUCCAGGCCACAGUGCAGUGGCAUGAUCUCAGCUCACCGCAACCUCCGACUCCCUGGUUCAAGCGAUUCUCCUGCCUCAGCCUCCCGAGUACCUGGUAGCUGGGUUUACAGGCAUGCACCACCGUGCCCAGCUAAUUUUUGUGUUUUUAGUAGAGACGGGGUUUUACCGUGUUGGCCAGAAUGGUCUCGAUCUCCUGACCUCGUGAUCUGCCCAUGUCGGCCUCCCGAAGUGCUGGGAUUACAGGUGUGAGUGAUGCAUUUUAUUUAUUUAUUUAUUUAUUUAUUUUUUAUUAUUAUUUGAGAUGGAGUCUCACUCUCUUGCCCAGGCUGGAGUGCAGCCGUGCCAUCUCGGCUCACUGCAAGCUCCGCCUCCUGGGUUCACGCCAUUCUCCUGCCUCAGCCUCCCGAGUAGUCUGGACUGGUGCCCGCCACCGUGCCCAGCUAAUUUUUUGUAUUUUUAGUAGAGACGGGGUUUCACCGUGUUAGCCAGGAUGGUCUGGAUCUCCUGACCUCGUGAUCCGCCCGCCUCAGCCUCCCAAAGUGCUGGGAUUAGAGGCGUGAGCCACCGCCUGUCUUUUAAGUGUCCGAUGAUGCCUAGGAGCUUCCCUUCCUCUCUUUUUCCUUGUGCAAUUUGUUGAAGAAACUGGCUCCUGCAGCCUGGAUUUCUCGCUGUGUCUUGGGGGUGCCACCUCCAUGGUGUCACCUCCGUGGUGCUGUGAGUGUGUCCUUCGUGUUUCUUGUAAAUUGGUCAUUGGAGCCGACAUCCCAUUGUCCCAGAGGUUGUCCUGGCUGGCACUGACCUAGGUGUAGAUGUCAUCAGCUCAGGGCCCCCUGCUCUAAAGGCCACUUCUGGUGCUGGUUGCCACUCACCCUGGCUGGGGGUCACCUGGGUCUGCUGCUGUCUCGCAAAUGCUGGGGUCCAGGACUGGGCACAUCGAGGGACUUGGUAGGUGCUUGGUUCACUGAUGUAAAAUAUAGGAGCACCCGGGGCCUUGCCCUUUCCCACCUGCAUCCCUGAAUGACAGGAGAGUGUGGGAGAGUGUAGGGGCAGGAGGCGCAGAUCCCGGGGCCCCUGCCUGGGAUUGGCGUCGGGGAAGACAGGCAUUCUGGAGCGACCCCUAGGCCUGAUGCCUUAGAGCGCAACUGCCAGAGACACAGCUUCCUUGGGGGGCUGGCCAGGCCACGGAGGGGCCCCUGGCUCCCAUUUCUGGUCCCUGGAUCCUGAGAGCGAGGACUAGGGAUUGUCACCAAGGCCUCCAUGAGCCCUCAGCAGAAGGAGGGCCACCCUCGAGGGCUCCGUUAUCACUGGAGCCCGCGUUCAACCAACACGCAGAUGAUUCUCCAAGGACAGAGAUGGAUGAUGGGGAGGGGGCUGGCCUGGAAGGACCCCCAGUGCAGGUGACAUUGAAGCCAGGUUUCAAAGCUCCCACAGGGAGCUGCCCAGAGAGAGUCCCCAAGGGGCAAGGUGACUCGGGGGCAGGGGUAGGGCCUCUGUCAGGAGAGCCUAGGAGAGGCCCGUGUCUUCUAGGAAGAGCCCUGGCAGCAGAGCGGAGGCAGUGAUGAGGACCUGCAUCCUGCAUGUCCAGCUGGCCUCAUCCGGGGUCCCUGAGCCGGGUCUUACGUCGCUCCCGCACUCGGGCGUUCAGAACGUGCCUGCGUGAGAAACGGUAGUUUCUUUAUUAGACACGGAUGCAAACUCGCCAAACUUGUGGACAAAAAUGUGGACAAGAAGUCACACGCUCAGUCCCGUACGCGAUUGCCGGCAGGGGUGGGGGAAGGGAUGGGGAGGCUUUGGUUGUGUCUGCAGCAGUUGGGAAUGUAGGGCACCCGAGCUCCCACUGCAGAGGCGACUGUGGAGACAGAGAGCACCUGCAGGUCAUCCAUGCAGUAUCGGCUUGCAUCCAGAUCAUACAGGGAACACUAUGAUUCAACAACAGACAGGGACCCCGUUUAAACAUGGACAAGGGGUCACUCACGCCUGGAAUCCCAGCAGUUUGGGAGGCCAGGGUGGGUGGAUCGCUUGAGCCCAGGAGUUUGACACCAGCCUGGGCAACAGGGUGAGACCCCGGUCUCUAAAAAAUAAAAGAACAUUGGCCGGGUGUGGUGGUGUGCAUCUGUGGUCCCAGCUAUUCAGGAGACUGAGGUGUGGGGCAUCACUUGAGCCGAGGAGGUCAAGGCUGCAGUGAGCUGUGAUCACACCACUGCACUCCAGGCUGGGUCACAGAGCAAGACCCUGUCUCAAAAAAACAAAAAAACAAAAAAACAAAAAAACCCCCACAGGAUCUGAACAGAGAUUUCUCCAAAGAAGACGCACGGAUGGCCAACAGCGUGUGAGAAGAUGGUCGGCCUCAUUAGUCAUGAGGGAAACGGAAAUCAAAACCACUGUCCAGCCGGGCGCGGUGCCUCACGCCUGUAAUCCCAGCACUUUAGGAGAGCAGAUGGCUUGAGGCCAGGAGUUUGAGGCCAGCCUGGGCAACAUAGCGAGACCAAUAAAUAGAUAUUAGUGGUGGCGCCUGUAGUCCCAGCUAGUUGGGAGGCUGAGGGGGGAGGAUUCCCUGAGUCUAUGAGGUUGAGACUGCAGUUAGCUGUGAUGGUGCCACUGCACUCCAGCCUGGGUGACUAGGAAACGGUCUUUAAAAAAACAAAAAACAAAACAGGGUGGGCGCGGUGGUUCACGCCUGUAAUCUCAGCACUUUGGGAGGCCAAGGUGGGCGGAUCACAAGGUCAGGAGUUUGUGACCAGCCUGACCAACAUGGUGAAACCCCGUUCUACUAAAAAUACAAAAAUUAGCGAGGUGUGGUGGUGGGCGCCUGUAAUCCCAGCUAAUUAGGAGGCUGAGGCAGGAGAAUCACUUGAACCCAGGAGGCGGAGGUUGCAGUGAGCCAAUAUCACACCACUGCACUCUAGCCUGGUCAACAGAGCGAGACUCUGUCUCAAAAAAAAAAAAAAUUGCUGAGCAUGGUGGCGCAUGCCUGUAGUCUCAGCUACUUUGGGGGCUGAGGCAGGAGAAUCGCUUGAACCUGGGAGGCAGAGGUUGCAGUGAGGCAAGAUUGCACCAUUGCACUCCAGCCUGGGAGACAGAGUGAAACUCUGUCUCAAAAAGAAAAGGUCUAGGAAGAGUCCGCACGCUCUCCCGGCCGUGGCCAUGCCGGGCCCCGCGCUGAGCUCUCCGUGUUCUUGUCUCUCCAUACCUCAUCACGGCACUGCAGGGUUGCAGCCACUCCUGGUCUCAUUUUACAGACCAGGAAAUUGAGGCUCUGAGAAGCCGUGGUGGAGAUGAUUUCAUCAGCAUGCUCUGGGGCAGACCCCUGGAGCCGCACAGGGUGCCUGGGGCCCACACUAGUGCCCUGGUUUAUAGACAGAGGUGGCAGUGGCGCUUCCGAGUCGGGCUGGGAUGUGCUUGCACUCCCCGAGGGGCUGAGGGGCCGAGGGGCCCUGCUCCCAGGUGCAGCUGCUUGGGUGCUGCCAGCCCCUCCCACCUCUCCCUCCCUGGCUCAUCCCUGCUGUGUCCCUUCCCUCUAGUUUCCUGUUCAGUUUCAGGAAGGAGGCUGGGAACCCAGAUGUAGGGAAUUUGCACCCUGGAGUCAGACCUGGGUUCACGUCCCAGCGCCUCCACUUCUGGUGUGACCUUGGUCCCGUCUCUCAGCCUCAGUUUCCUCACCUGUAAAGUGGGCUCCAUGAUUAGAUGCACCCUGCAGGGCAGUGUAGCAGUGACCUGGCUCAGCCACUGGCAGCCCCAACAAUCAACUUGUUAAAGUAGCUCUGUCGGUUCCCUCAGGGGUUCCAGGGGCGCAUUCCCCUGUCCUCCAUGCACUGUGAGACCUGCCCUGCCACAGAGCAGAGUGUAACAGCCUGAGGGUGAGAGCCAGGCACUGUGCCUGUGCUUAGACCGGACACUGGACGACGGGAGCCAGUGCAGCCUGGGCGGGUGGACUCCUAUGGACCCCUCAGCACCCAACCUCGGUGCCUUCAGCGCAGGCCCGAGUGGCUGUGGGGGCUCACAAGACCCGGCCCACUCCUGCUUGUGCCUACAUCUGGGUGUUUGCCCAUUGGUGCCUUUUGACGCGUUCUGGUGUGUGUGAGACAUGCGGGGCUGGGAAGUGUUGGCAGAGCCGCGAGUACCGUCCUCACUCCUUUUGUUCUUUUGACGUAAGCUGGCGAGUGGCGCUGCCUGAGUUCCGCUCAGUGCCCGCCCUGACGUGCGGACCCUGCUGCAUCCUUGCUGUUAGGUGGUGGCGGUGUGCGCUGUCGCUGGUGGGCACCGAGAGCCUUUGGGAGCUUUGGGGAGGUUGUGCCAAGCUUGAGCCUCGACGUCCCCCUUCCCGGCUUUCUGUUGGCUCUUCUGAGGCCAGGGCAUCUCUGUGAGGGCCUCCUGCUGGAGCCAUCUCUGUGGAUCUCCUCUGCCAUCCUGGCCCACGUGUGGGUGAUGCGCUGGCCACCAUCUGGUGACAGUGGCCGGGCACCGCUGCCAAAUGUGGGUCCCGCAUCUGCAAGCCCCUCCCUGGGUCCCCUAGGGUAUGGGGUGGUUCUGCCACUGCCCUCGCUCCCCCACCUUGGGGUGCCUCUCCCCCUGCUCGUGGGGGAGACCCUGCCUGGGAUCUGCUUUCCAGCGAGGAACAUACUUUGGAGGGAGACACACGUGUUCUUUUCCGGAGCUCUGCAGUGGCCACGGCAGCCCAGCCCGCCAAGCACCCUGGAAUGAAAACAUCCCGCUGCCGUCUGGGCCUGGCCUGCACUCUGCUGCCUGCGCUCCAGCUGGCUGAGGCCGGGCACGUCUGCGGGCACAGCGGCGGGGGCGCCACAGUCUCCCUGCAGAGUGAGCGCAGCUGGAAAAUGCAGCUCACGCCCUUUCCCAGAACACCUCGCUCUUCAUGGCUUGGCAGCUGUCCUCGCCUAGGGGCCGGGGUGCCCAGGCACUGGUGGCAGGAGAAGGGCUACAUCUGGGGCUGAGGCGGGCUGGGUCCUUUUCUCCCUGCAGCUCCCGAGGCCCAGCCCUGGCCCAGCCUGGCGUUCCUGACCUUAGGAGCGCCAUGAUCUGAAGACAGGCUGGCUUCUGUGAGGCCACCUCGGAAAGGGCUUUGUGCCCAGGCAGAGGCGGAAGCCAGCUCUUCCUUCUGGUUGAGGCAGGAAUGAGGCCAGCGCUGGGGCAAGCCCAUGCCCAGGGAACGUCACAGCUGUGGGAGUACAGGGGCUCCGGGUUCUGAGCCCGUCCACUGUGCAUCGUGGCCCUGGCCUCAGGAUGGCUCAUGCCAUCAUUGGCUGUGCCCACAGCCGAGUGGGUGAUGGGAUUCCGGCUGCCCCGCUGGAUCUGUGCUGCUGCCCUCUCCAGGGCACUGCUGUGCCCGCACAGCCGGGCGCAGAUGGCCAGUUUGCUUGCCCCCCCCCCCUUCCUAACUUGGCUUCCUCCAUUGACACACUGGACCCUGCUGGCUGCCCGGGGAGGUGUUUGGGGGAUGGUGUUGGGGGAGGAGGAGGGCCCCUUGAGCCUCAGUGUGCCCAUGAGGAGCAUAGGGCCAGUGCAGCACCUGCCCACACAGGCUGUGAAGGGUGGGAGUGGAGAGGGAUGCAAGGGGGUCGCAACGCCUGGCUCCAUGUCAGCUGCGUGCAGGGGCACCAGGAGCCGGCCCUCAUUCUCCCCUUGAACUGGAAGGGUGGCCCCGACCCCAGCGGCAGGUGGCAUACGUAUGAAGCGCUCUCCUUCCUACACCCCACAGGUGGGCUCGUCUCCAAACGGCCCUUUUUGAGCUGGCUGUGUUUUCCAUCAGUGUAGGCAAGGACCUUGCAGACUCCCCUUUCUCGUCUCCCUCGUUCAGCCUCCGAGGCCGGAGUCUCCAUCCCUGUGCCUGCCUGUGGGUCCCGGGAGGACCCGAGGCUGCCCAUGUCACCCCCGGCGUCUCAUGCUGGGGACAGUUCAGCCGUGGGAGGGAUCUGUAAGGACAGAAUGCCGCUGAGCCUGGGGCUCCCUGGCUAGUCUCACACCCCGUGUCUGGGACCCAGAGACCCUCGUGCAGGGCUCUGUUGCCUGGGGCCUGGCAGCCUCGUCCUCUAUCAGAGGCUGCAACCCCCACCCCUCGUGGGGCCAGGGUUGUGGCCGGCCUCCCUGGCCCUCCCCAUGGAAGUGGUAGGCGGAGCCAGCAGCCGUCUGCCCAGCCCGGGGCUGCACUGUUUUUUUUCAAGUGAGCACCGUCCCAAACUGCAGCCCGUUAAUUUAAACAGGAUCAUUUCCGGCCCUGGAAGCCGCCUCACUCUCCUUAAAUGGAAAGGAGCACAGCACAGAGGGAAACAGAUGAGGUCAUGGCUCGGCUGGCCCAGCGAGGAAGGGGCCGCAGUGGGGGUGGCACUGCCGCCUGUCCCCUGUCCUCUCCAGCGCCCACACUGCAGCCCAUUUCCUCACCCUGGGCCUGCUCUCGGGAGGGACGGGCCUGGGGGUCCUCUUGCUGGGCGGAGGGGAACCGGCUCCUCCAGGAGAGGACGGGGCCUGGCAGGGGGCAUGGGGCCUCCCUGGGUCUGGCGUCCUGUCCAGCCCCUGCCGAGGGAGGAGCGGUUACAUAAGCUCCGCAGGCGGCCCCUCCGAGCCGGUCCCCCCAGCCCAGUUUCCAGUAAGGCGGCCAGCGCAGGUGGGGGUGCCGGGCCUGGCGCACGCCCGCCGCUGACCACAUGCGUCUGGAAUGUGCAGAUGUUUCUUUGGGAGCUCCGUCCGGCCCCCAGACCCCACUCAGCAUCUGGUCUGGGGAGUGGGCGCCUGGGGCACUCAGCUCUGAGUGUGAGGCUCUGAGGCAGGUCUGGUUUGUCUGGGGCCAUUCCCUCUGCUGUGGAUUGGGAGGGCCCCGGGAGCUGCCCCACACCCAGGGAAGUUCUCCUCAGUCCCACUGUUGCACGCCCCGACCCCGUCUCCCCCGGCCCAGGAGCGCCUGUGGGGCAGAAGGCCCAGCCCCAAGACUUCCCGGCCCUGCCAGCCUCAGGCUUCACCCACCCUCGCGCCAACUGUGGGCAGAGCCCAGGGGGAGGACAGGAGAGCCAGCGCCUGGCUGGGAACACCCCUGAGGGGCCGAGGCUCCAGGGCGAGGGGGCCCGACCUGGGGUUCACACGCCCGGGUGGCAGGCAGACCCGCUGCAGCAUGAGACACGUGUCAGCUACCUCGGGCCGGCAGGCUGGCCCUGCUGCCCACAGCCCUGGGACGUGGCCCCACCUGUAACAGGGGUGUGGAGGGGCAGCCUCCAGGCCUGGCCACACCCUCUGCUGUUGCUGCUCCUGCUCCAGGAUUGGCAACGGUGCUGGGAAGGGGUGAAGACCCGUACUGUGGCCACACACCUGGGACUUCCUUCUCCACCCAGUGGUGCCCCAGCAGCCGCUAAGGAGCCCGCUGGGUCCCACGCUAGGAUGGUCCUAACUCCUCCUGCCUUCCAGAUCGGACGCUUGGUGCUGGGGGCCCCUUGUGUCCCGGGGCUGGGGCACCGUCCUGCCCCCCAUGGGGGUGUACUCCUCCCGACAAGCUUGGCUUCAGCUUCCCUGGGAGCACAUCCUGGCCCUCGGGCACCCAUCAGGCUGUCCCUGUGCACCUGGCUCCCACCCUUCCAGCUCAUAGCAGGAACUGGGGUGAGGAGUGCGUGGGGCAGCAAGGGCCUGGGACCCCAGAGGACCCUGCACUCUGCUCUGUGCUCUUGCCUGGGCUUAGGGCCGCUCGGUGGUCCUGCUGCCAGAUGCCUGGGCCCUGCUGUGUCCCCCAUCCUUGCAGGGAACCAGAACGUGGGGGCAGGGCAUCAGACAGUGGCGAUGAUGUCACCUGGCGGGUGCAGAGGAAGCCCGAGGGGCGGGGUGGGGGGGCUGGCGCGAGGCUGCCUGGCUAGGCCUUGGCGUUCCCCCAGAACGGCGAUGGCAAAAGCAGAUGGAGACGUGGAAAAGUACGGGAGCAAGCGGGGCGAGGACUCCACGGGGACCCCUGUGCUGGUCCCUGUCCCUGAAGCCCACACCUGAGUCCUGCCCAGGGCAGAUGCUUCCACACCCAGGGGGCACCUGAGUCCUACCCAGGGCAGACGCUUCCACACCCUGGGGGCUGGGGGACUGCACCUGGCUCCUGUCUGGGCCCCAGCUUCAUUCCACUGCCCUGGGCCCUGGGAGCUCGGCCGAGCGGGGUCCCCAAGACCUUGCUGCAUUUCUGGGCCUUGGGCUGGGGUGAGGGCCGGGAGAAGGAGCCAGCCUGGAGCCUGGCACGCAGGGAGUGCAUGGCCAGAACCGGUGACAGGCGGGGCUGCCUGCUGGCGUGGAAGAAGUGUCCAUGGCACCCACAGGCCUGGUUCACAGUGGGAUGGGCGGGGAGCGGGGGGGCUCUGGGGUCCUCGGCUGACCUGCCCCCACCCCUGCCCUGGCUUGUCAGCUCCCAGCAGCAGCCACUCUUGAUGGAUUUUCCAGAAAAUGAGGUGUGGCCAAACAUCUUCAGGCUUUUCCUUCUUUCCUUUCUCCCGUGGCCUGGGUGGGAGCUGCUCCCCAUGCCUGGGGGCAGGUGCGAGAGCCUGUGCCCCUCCCCGGGGCAGUUUCACAGCUGUGUCCCUUCCAGGGGGCCUGCCUGUGUUCACCGUGGCCUCUGCAGCACCUCUCGCCCCUUAGGGCUGCUGCGCCUCAGGUCCCGGUGCCUCAUUUCUCCCUAAAGCAUUGGUUCUGCUGCCGCUGCAGCCGCUGGAAAGGACAUGGUGUGGAGGACAGAGGGGCUGCUGCCCCUGGAGGAGACCUCGCCCCGCCAGGCCGUCUGCCUCACCCGCCACCUCACCGCCUUCGGCGCCAGCCUCUUCAUGUCCCCAAGCCAUGUCCGCUUUGUCUUUCCGGAGCCGACAGCGGAUGUAAACUACAUCGUCAUGCUGACAUGUGCUGUGUGCCUGGUGACCUACAUGGUCAUGGCCGCCAUCCUGCACAAGCUGGACCAGUUGGAUGCCAGCCGAGGCCGCGCCAUCCCCUUCUGUGGGCAGCGGGGCCGCUUCAAGUACGAGAUCCUCGUCAAGACAGGCUGGGGCCGGGGCUCAGGUACCACGGCCCACGUGGGCAUCAUGCUGUAUGGGGUGGACAGCCGGAGCGGCCACCGGCACCUGGACGGCGACAGAGCCUUCCACCGCAACAGCCUGGACAUCUUCCGGAUCGCCACCCCGCACAGCCUGGGUAACGUGUGGAAGAUCCGAGUGUGGCACGACAACAAAGGGCUCAGCCCUGCCUGGUUCCUGCAGCACAUCAUCGUCAGGGACCUGCAGACGGCACGCAGCGCCUUCUUCCUGGUCAAUGACUGGCUUUCGGUGGAGACGGAGGCCAAUGGGGGCCUGGUGGAGAAGGAGGUGCUGGCUGCGAGCGACGCAGCCCUGUUGCGCUUCCGGCGCCUGCUGGUGGCUGAGCUGCAGCGCGGCUUCUUUGACAAGCACAUCUGGCUCUCCAUACGGGACCGGCCGCCUCGUAGCCAUUUCACUCACAUCCAGAGGGCCACCUGCUGCGUUCUCCUGGGCGCCAACGCCGUGUGGUACGGGGCUGUUGGCGACUCUGCCUACAGCACGGGGCGUGUGUCCAGGCUGAGCCCGCUGAGCGUCGACACAGUCGCUGUUGGCCUGGUGUCCAGCGUGGUUGUCUAUCGCGUCUACCUGGCCAUCCUCUUUCUCUUCCGGAUGUCCCGGAGCAAGGUGGCUGGGAGCCCGAACCCCACACCUGCCGGGCAGCAGGUGCUGGACAUCGACAGCUGCCUGGACUCGUCCGUGCUGGACAGCUCCUUCCUCACGUUCUCAGGCCUCCACGCUGAGCAGGCCUUUGCUGGACAGAUGAAGAGCGACUUGUUUCUGGAUGAUUCUAAGAGUCUGGUGUGCUGGCCCUCCAGCGAGGGAACGCCCAGUUGGCCGGACCUGCUCAGUGACCCGUCCGUUGUGGGUAGCAAUCUGCGGCACAACCCCCACUUACUGGGUCUCUCCUUUUACAACCAACACAACCGAAAUCUAGGGCUUUUUUUUUUUUUUUUUUUUGAGACAGAAUCUCAUUCCAUUCUGUCACCCAGGCUGGAGUGCAAUGGUACGAUCUCGGCUCACUGCAACCUCCGCUUCCGGGGUUCAAGCAAUUGUCCUGCCUCAGCCUCCUGAGUAGCUGGGAUUACAGGCAUGUGCCACCAUGCCUGGCUAAUUUUUGUAUUUUUAGUAGAGACGGGGUUUCACCAUGUUGGUCAGGCUGGUCUCGAACUCCUAACCUCGUGAUCCGCCUGCCUCAGCCUCCCAAAGUGCUGGGAUUACAGGCAUGAGCCACCAUGCCCAGCCAAAUCUAGGGCUGGAACAUGGCUGCAGCAUAUAAAUAGAAUUGAAUUCCAUAGUUUUGUUAACCCUGUUAUUUGUUUGUUUGUAGUUGUUGCUGUUUUUGAGACAGAGUCUCGCCCUGUCGCCUAGGCUGGAGUGCAGUGGUGCAAUCUCGGCUCACGGCAGACUCUGCCUCCCGGGUUCAAACUAUUCUCCUGCCUCAGCCUCCCAAGUAGGUGGGACUACAGGCGCCCACCACCACACCCGGCUAAUUUUUGUAUUUUAUUAGAGACAGGGUUUCACCAUAUUGGCCAGGCUGGUCUGGAACUCCUGACCUUGUGAUCCGCCCACCUCAGCCUCCCAAAGUGCUGGGAUUACAGGCGUGAGCCACCACACCCAGCCCCUGGUUUGUUUUUGUUUUGCUUGUUUCUUAGGGUUGUUUUUCUAUUUAUGGUAAAGGCAUUGGCUUUCCAUUUGUAGCAUCACUAGAAUAUUUCCUGUUAACAAUUACCUUAUGUCAUAGUAAAUGGUAAAGGGAUUUAAAGCAGUGGUUUUCAGCUGCCAGAGGCCUGAGUGAGUUUGGGCACACUCUGUGUGAUCGGGCAGAAGGCCUGUGGGAAGUUUAGCUGAGGACAGGGCCAGGAAAGGUGAUGGACAGUGGGGGUCUGUCCUGGUCACCAGGCCCCUGGGUCCUGCCCACCUGCUUGGAGCUCCCCACCCAUCACACAUGAUGCUGCCAAGCCCUCUGGGUAUUGUGGGCAAAUACCUUAGGAGAGAAGCUGAUGAACUUUGUUUCUUGAAAUGCACAGAUUCCUUGGACAUCCCUGAGAGAUCAAUCAUGAAAGUCAACUUGGUUUUCUCCCCCUCAUUUGGGUUCAGAAUUUAAAGUCCACACACACAGGCAGUAAGAUGAUAUAGAUAAGGACAUCAUCACUCGGUUUCGGAUGUUAAAAUGUCUAGGUGGGUUAGGGGUGAUUUGAGAUCACACAACCUUGUGCCACAAAGAGGAAUUCCCAGGCCAGAGGGAGACAUUUUAUUGCCAUGUUAUGAUCUUAUCAUUGAGUUGAAAGGCAAUCUUGUUUCAUUUUGGAUUCUUUCUUAUGUUUAUGUCUUAUAAGGGCACUUUGAAUUUCCAAGCAAAUAAUAAUUUUGAAUUAGCUUUUAAUCAUUGACUUCUAGCACAGUUAUAUGAUCAGAAACAUGCUGUGUGAUUUGAUUGCUCUCAAAUAUAUUGAGAUUUGCUGGAACAAAAUAAGUCAGGUUAAUUUUUGUAAAUGUACCAUGCAUGCUUAAAAUGAAUGUAUCUACAUUUGUUCCUGAG